Molecule: messenger RNA, 1167 nt
Organism: Pieris macdunnoughi
Lineage: Eukaryota; Metazoa; Arthropoda; Insecta; Lepidoptera; Pieridae
Source: the annotation of a GenBank genome assembly
AUGGAGCCGGAGAGCGGCGGAGAUGACGAUGGGUGUAUGGCGACACCGCGGACAACAAAGAAGCGAAAAAUUAAAGAGCAGCUUCCAGCGGCGUCUUCGUCACCGGAAGAUAAGUACAAACCCUACUUUAAACUUGAAUAUAAGAGGUCAUACCCGGACAACAGCUCUAAGGAGGAAUUCCCGAUCUAUGUUGAAGGAAUUAAUGAGAAAAUUGGGAACAAAAACCCCUUAUAUCUCUCGAAAUUUUUCAAAAAUGUAAAGGGCAUUGUUGAAAAGCGUAGAUUAAAUGCGAACAAAAUAAUGGUAGUCUUCAAACAGGCGGUAGCAGCAAAUGACUUCCUAAGCCAUAGUUGUCUUAAGGAAAACAAUUUGAAGGCAUACAUACCAGCAGCGUCGGUGGAGAGAACCGGCACUAUUAGAUUCGUCGACAAGGAGUCGAGCAAUGCAGAACUGUAUGAAAAACUGAUGGCGGAUGCCGAAAUUAUAGCUGUGAGACGGUUCACCAAGAAAGUAGGUCAGGAAAUAGUCCCUCUCACUACGGUGAGUGUAACAUUUGUAGGCACUUCCCUCCCACAAUAUGUUUUUCUGGACAAGUGGAGGUACAGGGUAUACACUUAUGUGCCACCACUGAUGCAAUGCUUCAAGUGCAUGAAGUUUAGGCACAAUGCCAAAAUAUGUAGAAAUGAUGAUGUAUGUUCAAGAUGUUCAGGUGCACAUUCCUACAAGGAGUGCUCAUCAGACAUCUUGAAGUGUUGCAACUGUGGUGGGGACCACCUAGCAAUAUCUAAGUUUUGUCCCAUUAAAAUAGAACAACGUAAAAGACAUGAAUCAAAUUACUUGACCAGAAUGUAUUCAACAGUAGUAUCAAACAAAGAUUUUCCUGCAUUGACCAAAGCGAAAACAGACAAAUCAGUGACAUUUGCAUUGAAAACUAAGUCUACCCCGGUUAAGAAAAUUGAAAAUAGUCAUGAGUCCCCUAUCACAGUACCGGUUUCAACCGUUCAAACACCAACUACUAACUCCAACACCUUGACCUAUGACUACCUUGUAAAAGAUGAUAUCUUUUUACAAAAAAUAAUAAAAACCUUAGUUACAUUAGCAAAUUCGAAUAAAACAAACACAACCACACACAUUAAAGAUAUAUUAAUAGAAAAUCUUACCAAAUAA